UUUCCAUUUUCUUACGUUGAUAUAUCCGCCUUUUUUUUUUCUCUGGUUUCAACUUUCAACUCAUUUUCACGUUGAUAAGUUCCGAUUUCAUGUAAUCGUCUCCAAAUUUCAAGCAAAGUUCCUAAAAUCGCCAUGAAAUCUCUGCUCCACAACACAAUCCCCUCAAUCAACCGCUCGGCUGGAAUCAAAUCCUCAUCAACUGAAUCCAACAGUCGAGCGUAUUUACAGUUCCCCCUAGCAAACGACGCAAAAUUUCUCUUAUCCCGACAACAAAAACGCCAAUUAACCGUCAAUUCCGUGGUUGAUUCAGCUUCAGUUGAUCAGUAUUAUGGACUUACUGAAUCAGAUGCACGAAAUCCUACAUUGUCAACUUCGUUUCGGAGUCAGAGGGAUAGGAAACCUAACCAGACGGUGUUAGAAGCUCAGACCAGGGUUUGUACUGGGCCAACACAAACCAAACCACUUACAGAAGCACAAGCUUUCAAAGUUUUAGAUACCAUACUACGAUCUGCAAAGGGAGACCUAAAAGAUGAAGAACAGGUAUCAAAAGCUCAACUAGGAGCAUUCUUUGCAGCCAUGACAAUUCGUGCAAAUACAUUUCCAGAAGCAACUCAAUGGAGUGAAGGAGAAAGGCGUGCAAUGGAUGCAUAUUGGCCUCAUUUAGUUCGAACCCUUCCUUCAGACAUAAUCUUUCUAGCUGAUCCAGAAGGUUCCAUAAUGAGACUCGGGAGUUCAAUUGGGCCACAAUAUGUUGGCAAUGGGAGUCAUGAAAUGAGACUUGUGGGUGCCCUAAGAGAAGUUUUAGCAGGAGGUCAUCUUGGGUAUGAAGAGGUUCAAGGUGUUUUAAAAGAUGUUCUUCCUUUAUUGGAACAUGACACUGUAAGUGAGUCUCUAUUAUCAGCAUUCUUGAUAGGUCAAAGAAUGAAUAGGGAGACAGAUCGUGAGCUUAAAGCAUACUGCCUUGCAUUUGAUGAUGAGCUUGGUCCUGUUCCAGUGGCUGAUGUUAGAUCAUUGACUCAUUAUGGUGAACCUUAUGAUGGAAACACACGUUUCUUUAGGAGCACACUCUUUGUUGCUGCUGUAAGAUCUUGUUACAAUGAAGCAUCUCUUCUCCAUGGUGUUGAUUGGAUGCCACCCAAGGGUGGCAUAACUGAGGAGCAAAUGCUAAAAUUCAUGGGAGCAAAUACUAGUAUAACACCAUUGCAAGCUAAAACGCUUCUUGAGGAUGAAGCAGUUGGCUUUGCUUAUGUGAGUCAACGUGAAGCUCGCCCCUCUUUAUAUUCGCUGAUUGAAAUGAGGGAACAUAUAAAGAAACGUCCACCAUUGGCAACAACCGAAAAGGUUCAGCAAUUUGUGAGGGCUACAGGUAAAGAAGCAAUGGUUGCAGGAUUCUACCAUGAAGGUUAUGAAGAACCACUUUUAAUGCUCAUGAGACGAAGAGGUGUUCAUGCUGGUUUGGUGGUGAAGGGGGAAGAAGGGGCGCUUUCAAUGACAAUGAAAAUGCGAUCGAUUAAUGCAUCAAAAGGGCUUCCUGUCAACUACUGUUCUGGUUUUCGUUCACUCAACACCCCACCACAUUAUGAUGUGGAUGGAGUGUCGCGUGAGAGUUUUUCCUUAAUAGUGGAUGCAAAUGAAUAUGGUUUCGAACCCUCGGAAACUCCACGAACAGAUAGAUCUGUUUCGAAGAACAUAGAACUGGGGUUAGACGCGUUACGUGGAGAAAAGGGGCCCGCAUAUGAUCGGAUUGUAUUAAAUGCCGGAAUGACAGAUCACCUACUUGGAUGCUCGGGUGCAGAAGACGUAUCAACUGCCCUCGAUAGAGCCAGGGAUGCCAUCGACAGUGGCAAGGCCCUCAAUCGAUUCUUGAGUUACAUAAAGAUUUCCCAUAAACUCAAAUGAAAUUUUUAUCUUUAUCUUUUCUUUUCAUCACACACACACACACAAUGUGCCAUCGACAGUGAAAAGGAUUUUGUUUUUGUACUAAAUGUUACAGCUUAGGGUGUGUUUAUGUUGUGGACUGUUUUUGUGGGAUUUGGAAUCAAUCAUGUAA
This is a messenger RNA of Lactuca virosa, 2050 nucleotides long. The record is from the annotation of a GenBank genome assembly. NCBI's taxonomy places the organism in Eukaryota, Viridiplantae, Streptophyta, Magnoliopsida, Asterales, Asteraceae.